Cylicocyclus nassatus is the source of this 250-nucleotide messenger RNA. NCBI's taxonomy places the organism in Eukaryota, Metazoa, Nematoda, Chromadorea, Rhabditida, Strongylidae. The record is from the annotation of a GenBank genome assembly.
CUUGCCAGUUUUGCGCAAGCACAUGCGAUUAGACACCGCUUAUAUCACUAAUCGUCCAAAUUUGAUGUCCUUGUUGGCCAAAAUUGUUUCCAUUCCUAUUAGCACUGCAGAUGUAGAGAGGGGAUUCUCUAUUUACUCAGUUAUCAGAGAGCCACGAAGAAGCCGUACCAUUAUGAAGAACAUGAACAAUUAUUUAAGGAUUGCUAUAAGUGGACCGGACAAGUUGUCACCAUACGAAUUUCUUGACUAU